This is a messenger RNA of Drosophila rhopaloa, 483 nucleotides long. RefSeq lists its product as uncharacterized. The transcript has 2 exons. The record is from RefSeq and is a predicted model, not a curated record. The coding region runs from base 1 to 483 and encodes 160 amino acids. NCBI's taxonomy places the organism in Eukaryota, Metazoa, Arthropoda, Insecta, Diptera, Drosophilidae.
AUGAGAAACAUUGCAGGUGUGUUUUUGAUCAUUACUCUUUUAAUUAAUGUGCAAUCUCUCAAGAAACGUUCAGGCGUAAACUACUGUACUAUUGGAGUGGUUCUUAUGAGAUAUCGAGUAAUGUGCGAUCCCCUGCGUUCACUCUGGGUCCUUAGAAAUGGAAAAUGCAAGGAGGCUCUGCAUUGUAUUGAUGGAUACUCCAAGAAAGAAUGCCAGAAAAAUUGUCUUAAAAAACCAAAACCAAAACCAACCCCGAAACCAAACCCGGAACCAAAUCUGAAACCUAAACUAAAAUCCAAUCCGAAGCCGAAGCCACUAAAAUCAACACCUAUAACAACUUGUGCAACAACCGUGGCUGAAAUUAAAACCUCAACUAAACAGUUUGAGACUUCAAGAGGGAUCGACUUAUCUUCGACCAGAGAAACUAGAAGACCCAGAAGAACUCGAAGAACGAGAGUUUAUACCAUCAGGGAGAUAUGCUAA